This is a messenger RNA of Corvus hawaiiensis (hawaiian crow), 5387 nucleotides long. RefSeq names its product adhesion G protein-coupled receptor F4-like. Gene Ontology annotation, cellular component: membrane. The transcript is spliced from 9 exons. NCBI's taxonomy places the organism in Eukaryota, Metazoa, Chordata, Aves, Passeriformes, Corvidae. The record is from RefSeq and is a predicted model, not a curated record. Gene Ontology annotation, biological process: cell surface receptor signaling pathway; G protein-coupled receptor signaling pathway. Gene Ontology annotation, molecular function: G protein-coupled receptor activity. Bases 2392 to 4422 code for a protein of 676 amino acids.
GCAAAGCAUUUAUAUAGUCCCUCUUUAAAGUUUUCAGAUUUCCAUUUACUCACUGCUCUGGCUCUGUCUGUCAGGGUGGCUUAGGACCCAAACAGUUGAAAAGCUUGAUGUUUUUCUUUGCAGCUAUAACUGGGAAUCUUUAACUUCUCAGGAUCUAUUCAUUCCCCCUUUUUUUCUUCUUGGCCCAUAUUGAGGUGACCUUACUGUGCAUCUUCAGAGGCAUUUUUUAAGAUCGCUAUUGCCACUCAGUAACACCGAUAAAUGUGUGUUUGAAUCCCUUCUGAAGUAUAUAGUGAAGAACUGGAGACUGAGGGAAUGGCAUCUUUAAUAGGGAUAUGCAGGAGGGAAAAGGCACAUGAAGAACAGAACAGCAGAAGGGUGUUUUUCACUGUGAGGUUUUUAUUCAACUUAAGAUUCUCUAAAAAUCUUUUGGUAGCACACAAGGCAUAGUUAAAGGAAAAUUACCCGUCUACUUACUUGAUUUUUUUUCCACAAAGAUGACUUUUUUCAGUAAUAUUAAUGGCAGUGAAGUUUCUUAUGGAAACUUACGAUUAUUGCAAGGUUUGAUUUGUGUAGCAAAGUAUCUGUUGAACUUCUAAAGAAAUAACUUGUAUUCGUUAAAGGCAUAAGUUAGCACAAGUCUGCUAUUACUCUUUCCAAAGGAAAUGGUAAAAUCAGGUUUUCACAGCUGUCUUUUGGCUGCUGAGAUGCAUCAGAUGUUUCUGAUCUCUGAGAAAGCAAGUAGUGAGCACAGCAUUGAAGCAGCUGGUUGGAGGUCUUGGGUAAUUGGAUUUUGCAAGUGCUGAGAAGACGAACCCCUCCCUGUGUGUGCCUGAGGAACGCAAAUAACCCCAACCAGCUUGCAAAGUGUGAGGCUGAUGCUGCUGGGGUCGGGGUUUGGAGUGCCCUCUUUGUUGGGAGUCAUGGUUUCAAUCUCUUUCCAAGCCCCCUGGGAGCCCAGAUUCUCACAGCUUCCUUCUGGUAGAAGCCGUGUGUGUGUCUGAGGGUUGCAGGAUGCUGGGCUUUGUGUCCUUCAGAGGACUCUUGAGGUUGAGGAUGUGUUGAGAAUCAAGGGCAUUCAGUUUUGCCAUCACAGUAAAGGUUCAGGGAGUGUGUAGAAGCACAGCUCCAGGUGACAUGGGCUAGAAGCCUUUUGAAACAUGUCCAUACCUUGACAUGAUCUGGUUUUUGGUCUUUCUUACUUAAAAGUUGUUUUGGUUUUUUUUCCUAAUUGACCUCUAUCUGGUAUUGCAUCAAGUACAAAUAAUUUAACCUUCCCAGGUGGGUUGUGUUGUCGGUGCCCAAUUGUGCCUGCCUAAAUUCCUACUUGAUCCUGAUGUGAGGCUGGCUGUAUCAAAGCAGAACAGUAAAUAAUCCCUAUCUUCAGGUUAAAACUGGAGACAUGCCUGUGACUGAGGACUGGCUGGAAUUGUGACAGCAGGAAAAAUGACAGCAAACACUGCAGGAAUGUAGAAAAAAAAAAAAAUCAGUGACCAGAGCUCUUCCAAGUCAGUCCUGUGUGAAGGAGUGUUAGGAAUUGCUCUUCUGUAGUGAUAAACCACUUGCUGUAAACUUCUGGAUAUUGGAAAUCUGGCUCUUGGAGGUGAGAGUCAACAGUGACCAUGGCACAAUGUUCAGCAGAUAUCUGUCACCCCUUAUGAUGUGGUAGCCCUGAACAAAAGGUUAUUACUUGCCCACUGAGCUUUUUAGCUGCACAAGGUGCUGUCAGUAGUGUGCUCUUGGAUUAUGAAGGAUAGUGAAUUAACUUGAGCAGAUUUUCACCAUUGAUAUUUUGAGGUCUUUAAAAGAUUGUUGGCCAGAGAACUUGUGGCUGCCCCAUCCCUGGAAGUGUUCAAGGCUGGGUUGAAGAGGGCUUAGAACAAGCUGGGACUGUGGAAGGUGUUCCUGCUCAUGGCAGAGGGUUGGAACUGGAUGGUAUGUAAGGUCCCUUCCAACCCAAGCCAUUCUAUGAAAUACAGGAGAGCAGAAGCUGCUGCCUCCACCCAGAGGAAGGGCACUAACCACUCAGGUGUGACUCAUCCCUGUGGACUCCUGGCAGAGGUGGCAAUCUGGCAGUUUUGUGGGUGUGUUUGUAAUGUGUUUUGUCAUUUUGCAGUGCAAUACCUUCAUCUGCAGGUUCCUCAGCCUCUGUCCAGUCAGGCAAGAAAAGAAGCAGCUGAUGCCCAACGUUAUUUCUUCAUGGAAAAACUGCAAGUGAAUUGGAGCACCCAGGCAGGGCUGGGUAAGACUGAGAGUGAGACUGGGGCAGGAUGGCAGCAGAUGAGUGGUUAGACAGUCACAUCUGAGACCUUGGGGUCCCUGGCUGGGUUAAGUCUUUUCACAGUAGACCCUAGACUUCUGAAAACGGAGGAAAGCAGCAAAUGUGUGGGGAUGGAUGUGAGGGUGAUCCACUGUCUGCUCCUUUGGGCUGUGCACUUCUUCCAGGCCGUGCCACACAGCACUCCCAGGAUUCUCAGUAAUGAAUCAAAGACUGGUGAUGAGCAAGAUGCCUGUAUUAAUCUCAUUCCCUGCCAAGAUAAAGGAGCAAUUUGUAUUCAGCCUUGCCCUCCCUCCUUCCAUGGGGAGACAAGCUUUGUCUGUGAAGACAGAAAGUGGCAAAUGCUGUCAGAUGCCUGUGCAAGCCUGGAUGUUCAGUCCCUUUUUCAGAGGAUAUCCCAAAGUGAACUCCUACCAUGCUCUGGAGGACACAGUGGUGGUGCUGGAGAACAUCUUCCUUUUGUAGGAGAAGGGAAGCCAGGGCAUGGGAAGCCUGGAGAUGGAGCAAAAUAUUUUGGUGCUGGGAAUCACAGCUGCCAAGCUGAUUUUUCGUGCAUCAUCCCAGAUAUCCUGUCUUCACCAGCCAUCCCAGGAAACAUUGCUGAUAUAGUGGAAUUGCUAAAGAAGAUUUCCCUGCUGCUAUCAGAGAAUGUCACUAGAGGAAAAAUGAAGAGCUACAGCAGAAUAGCAAACCAUAUUCUGAACAGCUCCAUCAUUUCCAACUGGGCUUUUGUAAAGGACAGAAAUGCUGGUUCAAUAUUACUGGACUCAGUGAAUUUAUUUGCUGGGAAACUUCUUCUAAGGAACGGGUCAGAAAGUAUCCAGGAGCCCUUCAUCGCUACCAAAGGCUACAGCAUACACAGAAACACUUCAGGAAAGAGCUUUGACUUUUCCAUGGAGUUCAAUAGCACAGGCAAUAUCACUGGGCAAAUGGUGAUUCCAGAAGAAGAGCUGCUGAGGUUGCCCAGGGCUUCCAAAGCCAUCAGCGUUGCGUUUCCAACGCUCGGAGCCAUCCUGGAGAGCAACCAGCUGGACCCCCAUUUUGUGAACGGGAUGGUGCUGUCAGUGUCGCUGCCAGAGGAGCUCCAGAAUAUUUUGCUCACCUUUGAGAAGCUGAACAAGCUGGGGCAGGUGGGGGCUCAGUGCGUGGGGUGGCACUUGGCCGAGCGGCGCUGGGAUCCCCGGGCGUGCGAGCUGCGGGCCCACAACGUCACCACCGUGGUUUGCGUCUGCGCCCACCGGCGCCGCACCUACAGAUCCUUCUCCAUCCUGAUGUCCCCGGCCGCGCCGCGGAGCUCGGUGCUGGAUUACAUCACGUGGGUGGGCCUGGGCCUGUCCAUUUUCAGCCUGGUCCUCUGCCUGGUCAUCGAGGCUGUGGUCUGGCAUCACGUCACGAAAACUGAAAUAACCUACAUGCGCCACUUCUGCUUGGUCAACAUCGCUGCCUCGCUUCUCGUCGCUGAUGUUCUGUUCAUCCUGGCAGCCGUUGUGCACAAUACAAACCUGAACUACCAGCUGUGUGUGGCAGCCACUUUUUUCCUUCACUUUUUCUAUCUUGCCUUGUUUUUUUGGAUGUUUGCCCUGGGCCUCUUGAUUCUCUAUGGAUUAUUAUUAAUUUUUUUGAAGAUAACAAGAUCUGUAUUCCUAGCUGCAGCAUUCUCUAUUGGAUAUGGAUGUCCCUUGGUCAUAUCUAUCCUCACUGUUGCUAUUACUGAACCAAAAAAUGGCUAUUUAAGGAGUGGAGCCUGCUGGCUCAAUUGGUAUGAGACAAAAGCCCUUUUGGCCUUUGUUGUACCUGCCCUGAGCAUCAUUGUUGUGAAUCUCAUCGUCGUGGUCGUGGUUGUGGUGAAGACUGGGAGAUCCUCUGUUGGAGAAGGCUGCAAGUCACAAGAUUUGAGCAGCAUGAUCCGGGUCAGCAAAAAUGUCGCCCUUCUGACACCUCUGCUGGGCCUCACCUGGGGGUUUGGAUUAGCAACGAUCAUCGACAGCCGCUCUCUGGCUUUCCACAUCACAUUUGCACUGCUGAAUGCCUUCCAGGGAUUCUUCAUCCUGCUGUUUGGGACACUUCUGGACAGAAAGACAAGAGAAGCCAUAAGAAUGAAUUGCCUUUCAUCAAGGCAGAAGUGGGGUCUAGAAAAGUCCUAGCAGUGGACUGUUGUCUUCAGUGGAUCUGACCAGCGAGAAGAAAAGGAGCACUUCUGCAGAGAAAUGCUGGUUUGAGGUGAGCUGAGGAGCCUCCCCAGCUCAGAGCAUGGACAGCACUGUCUGGGAGCACAACCAUGGGAAUCAUCAUGAAAACCAGAAGAGAAAAGGCCCUGAACCUGCUGUCAGGAGCAGGAAACCAUCAGUGUUCCUGCAACCCUUGGAGGAAACAUGCUGAAACGUAAAGCUUGUUUCUCACCUUUGUGAAAACUGCUGUGAGGAGAGUUUGUCCUCGUUUGCCAUUUCAGUGCUUCAAUUUCUUUAUUAUUUUCUUUUUUUUUCUUUUUUUUUGUCAGUGCAAUAAGGAGCUGUACAGUAUGUGGAGCUGUUCUAAAAUUAUUUAAUUUUUCAUGUGAUGUACAAAUAUUGAGCAUUAUCUAGCUGAUUUUGGCUGUCUUUCCAGCAAAACUAAUUCUAUCUGUUGCUACUGUAUUCAUAAUUUCCAUUCAUCCUCCCAGACUGAUGGACAAUUCUGUUUCUGCAUUGCAGCUGUUCUCUCCCUCCCAGUAUUUGUUGUCUCCAUCUCAGUACUUGUGUGUCAGAGGAACUGUACAAAGCCCUUUUCUGAUGUGUCAGGACAGAAUUUUUCAUUCUUUUUCCUGUCCUGCAAGACAGUGGCAGAGAUAAACAAGAAAGAGGACUCUGCAAAUAAUCAGUUUCCCCCUUUAGAUGUGGGAAAGCAAGCUUGGAAUACUCAUCAGAGCUGAAUCAAAUGGAUGGACAUCUCCUGUGCAAUGUCUUAACAAAGGAAAUUGUUUCUCCAUGUGAGAUGGUGUGUCAAAUUUAAUUAGAAAAUCUGUCCUUGGUAUGAGAAACCCUUUCUAAUGAAGGCUUUGAUAGAAACAUUAUUGCUCUUCUUAGGAGAAAUUGAUGGAAAUGAAAAUAAAGUUGAAAUUUUGUCAUUGUUU